Messenger RNA from Cladophialophora bantiana CBS 173.52, 210 nucleotides. RefSeq lists its product as uncharacterized. The record is from RefSeq and is a predicted model, not a curated record. Bases 1 to 210 code for a protein of 69 amino acids. The transcript has 2 exons. NCBI's taxonomy places the organism in Eukaryota, Fungi, Ascomycota, Eurotiomycetes, Chaetothyriales, Herpotrichiellaceae.
AUGGUGGGCUUGAUGACACGCGACUACUGCGACCACACCCUCAUCGUCAGCACCACGGACAAUCGAGAGUUUGGAGGAAGGGGGCAAGCAACAGAAAACAGCCGAUUUGGUGAUCGACAUGAUUAUAAUGAUGACGAUGAUACAGGACCAGCGUCCAAGGCCUCGAUGCUGUACCAAUGGGAGGGGAGAUAUAUUUACUCCGGAGGGUAG